CGAUCAGUUCGGUUUCAACAAAAGUAUACAAUGUUAUCAAUAUUAAUUUUAACGAUUUUGGCUGCAUGUGAACUAGCUGGCGCUGAACAAAAAUGUCCAGUUGGUCAGUUCCGCUGCUUGGACGGCAAUUGCAUUAAGAAGGAAUUGAAGUGCGACGGUGUCAAGCACUGUGUCGAUGGCAGCGAUGAGACCUUUAAGGCUUGCUAUAGAACAACUUGCGAUGAGAAAACGCAAUUCCGUUGCAGCUAUGGAGCCUGUGUGUCUGCUGAUCUUCAGUGUAAUAACAUAGCCAAUUGUUGGGAUAAUAGCGAUGAAAAUAAAUUUGAGUGUGCUCUCAAGAAUGGCAAUGAUAUAGAUCCCCUUUUUAAUGAACUGCUCCGUGGGUGUGAUCCAAAAUAUGCAGUGGGCUGCGAUGUUGAUAAGAAAAUGAAGUGCUUAAAGUGGAGUCAAAUUUGCGACGGGAAGAGGGAUUGCGCAGAUGGCACUGAUGAAUCUGUGGACCUGUGUGCAUACAGCGACUGUCCACUCAAUUCCUUCCGCUGUGAAAAUGGCGCCUGCAUAAACAGCAACGGCUUUUGCAAUCGUGAAAUCGACUGUGCCGACGGCAGCGAUGAGAUACCCGAUCUGUGCAGAAAGCCAAUUCCUAAAAUUAAAGAAAGCAACGACAGUGAUCCACACAACGGUGGAGUUAUAAUUGGACUUCUUCCGCCUGACGAGAAACUUAGUGAACUUCCUGAAUUCGAAUCGAAUGAUGAUAGUACUUGGACUUCAAGUGGAUGUACUUUGAAAGCCGUUGAUGGAAUUCGUGUGGUAGACUACUUUUCUGACUACAGCUAUAAAUCUGAUGCUGAAGUGCCGUCAAAAACUGUUGUGUCCAUGUACUGUGAAGACGGCUACGAAAGCUGGGGCGGCGCAUAUAUCAAAAAAUGUAUUGACUCCCAAUGGAAUUCCGAAGACUUCAAGUGUGUGCGAGUGUGCAAGCAAAAUGCCAUCGAACGCAACAUUCGCUAUGUGACGCAGUGCAUCCAUGAUUCGGAAUUGACCAACUGUAAAGAAAAUACUUUCAUAUUUGACACCAAAUUGUUGGUAACUUGUGCGCCUGGCUUUAAGCCUGCCAACGCUGACAGUCAACUCGGUCGACAUAGCUGCAAUGAGACUGGACUGUGGUUUACCGAAGAUGUCAAUCCUAAGUGCGAGGCCAUAUGCGGAAUUAAGUCAAUACAUCAUCCUGAUAUUACACCCUGGACAGUCAGUAUAUUUCAGCGUACCUCUGCGCACGAAGAUAGCUAUGACUUCAAAUGCUUGGGCACAAUUAUAUCGCCUUAUGUCGUUCUUACUGCCGAGAGCUGCGUUGAGGAUUUUGAGGGUCGUCGGGUCAAUCAUACUUAUAUUUCCGUUGCUGUGGGUAAUCACAGUGAAAGCUAUACGCAAUUUGAGGAGCAUGGUUACGAGCUGCACAACAUUUCGAAUGCACAAAUUGUGACUCACCAAGUGAUUCACAAGGCGGCGUUACUUACUCUGGUAAAGCCCUUUAAGUUUGGCGCCACAGUCAGACCCGUCUGCUUCGAUACAAGUUCUGAUCACAGUGAUUCAACGGUCUUUACCAUCGAUGACUUUAGAGAAUAUAAGCAGGGACAAGGCCUCACCAUAUUUGAUGAUGGCGAAUAUAGUUUAACGCAGCUUGUGGUCAACAAUCGGAUGAUAUAUGCUGUACAAAUAUUUGCGAAAUCCAUUCGCAAUGCUGUAACGAAAAGCGAGCUUAUUCCUUGAACAUUUAAUUCACUUUAUUAUGGUUUGAUUUUAGAGCUAAAAAUAAAUGUCAAUUUACAUUAACUAAAAUACACACACAUCGACUAUUGGCAAUUACUUAAGUAUUCAUGUCUGUACGAAUUAUAUUAAAUAAUGUUACUUUA
Messenger RNA from Drosophila innubila, 1913 nucleotides. Its product is annotated as modular serine protease-like. Gene Ontology annotation, biological process: proteolysis. Gene Ontology annotation, molecular function: protein binding; serine-type endopeptidase activity. The coding region runs from base 31 to 1770 and encodes 579 amino acids. Gene Ontology annotation, cellular component: plasma membrane. NCBI's taxonomy places the organism in Eukaryota, Metazoa, Arthropoda, Insecta, Diptera, Drosophilidae. The transcript is spliced from 4 exons. The record is from RefSeq and is a predicted model, not a curated record.